Messenger RNA from Rhipicephalus sanguineus (brown dog tick), 2885 nucleotides. Its product is annotated as myotubularin-related protein 9. Bases 153 to 1832 code for a protein of 559 amino acids. NCBI's taxonomy places the organism in Eukaryota, Metazoa, Arthropoda, Arachnida, Ixodida, Ixodidae. The transcript has 14 exons. Gene Ontology annotation, biological process: negative regulation of autophagy. The record is from RefSeq and is a predicted model, not a curated record.
CAAACGCGAAUGACUGCAGUGGGGCGCGCGGCCGUCUUGUGUAUCUGCGGCUGUGUUUGUCAUAGCACCGAUAAUAUGCUGGAUGUGAAUAGCUGAAUCUCUCGAAAAUGCCUGUCUAAGACGUACCAGCGCUUUGAUCGAAGCGGAAAAAGAUGGAGUUUGCAGAACUGAUCAAGAUCACCAAAGUUGACCGUGUAGUUCUGCACGCGCCACUCUGCACAAGCUUUUCGGGGACGCUAUCUCUGUCGAGUCAUCACUCUAUCUUCUCGUCGCGCACAGAUGACGAUAAGGAGCUAUGGUUGCUGCACAGGAUGGUUGACACUGUUGAACGACGGAUUGGGGCCUUGUCGGGAACACUGUUCUUGAAAUGCAAAGACUUCAGGAUUAUUCAACUCGAUAUCACUGGCGUUGAAGCGUGCAACAAUGUUGCAGACACCAUUGAAUGCCUUUCCGCAUUAGAUAACCCAAAGUGGUUUCAUCCAUUCUUUUACAAUCCAUCUUUUGUUAUAAUGGAGGAUGGGUGGUCAGCAUUCACAACCGAGCAAGACUUUGCCAAAAUCAAGCUGGUCUCGGACGAUUGGAGGAUAUCAUCUGUGAACCAUGACUUCUCGGUCUGUCCAGCCUAUCCUGAACAAGUGAUUGUGCCAAAGAAGGUAGAAGACAGCGUUCUAGUUGCUUCAGCUUCUUUCAGGCAGAUGGGCCGUUUUCCAGUGUUGAGCUACUUCCACAAGAAAGCAAAGACAGCGCUGAUGAGGUGCAGUCAACCAUUAGUUGGAACAACAAUGCGGCGUUGCAAUGGAGAUGAGGAGCUACUCAAAUCCGUGCUGAUGGGUGGAAAGAAGGGUUUCAUCAUUGACACCCGAACACAGAAUGUUGCUCAGCUAGCAAAAACAAAAGGUGGUGCUGUGAGCCUGAAAGUGCACUACCCAAUGUGGACGCGCCUGCACAAGCCAAUCGAGCGCUACACAGCCCUCUUGGAGUCCCUCCUCCAAGUGGUGGAAGCAUCGACCGACACCGGCGUGAGCAUGGACAAGUGGCUGUCCCGGCUUGAAGCGUCGGGGUGGCUGAGUCAUAUCAAGAGCGUUCUCUCUUGUGCCUGCUUUGUUGCCCAGUGCCUUGACCAGGAUGAGCGUUCAGUGGUGAUUCAUGGGUCGGAAGGCACAGACUCUACCCUGCUGGCGUGCUCCCUGGCUCAGGUGAUCCUGGACCCGGACUGCCGAACGAUGCGUGGCUUCCAGGCGCUUGUGGAGCGCGAAUGGCUUCGUGCAGGACACCCAUUUCGUCUGCGCUGCCAGCACGGUGCUUUUGCACCGGCCAGCGUGCGUACCAAGGAGCAGAGCCCCACCUUCCUCAUAUUCCUGGACUGUGUAUUCCAGAUUCACCAGCAAUUUGCCUGCUCGUUUGAAUUCAACGAGCAGUUCCUCAUUAUGCUGUUCGAACACAGCUACUGCUCAUCAUUUGGCACGUUUCUGGCCAACUCCAUGAAGGAAAGAAAAGAGCUCAAGCUGUCGCAGAAGACGUACUCUCUGUGGUCUUAUGUAAACUCGCCAGACAUGCUGGCUGAGCUUACCAAUCCAAUGUACGACCACAACAACCAGGUGAUCUGGCCAUCGGUGGCCCCUCAAAGCUUGGUUCUAUGGCCAGCCCUGUUCCUACGGUGGGUCUACGACCAGAAACCUCAGAAAGAAGCAUGGGACAUGGUAUUAGAAAUCCGAAACAGAGAUAAGGAAUUACGCUCCAAAGCAAUACGACUACGCAGGCAGCUGCUAGAGCUCGAAGACGAGGCCGUCGUGCAGGGUGUCCUGCAAGACUCUCUCAGCUUGCUCGAAUGACAUCCGAGGAGGGGCUCGGUGCCCUCUUCGCACCGAGGCAGCACCAGCACUGUGGAGGACAUGGGACCCAGUCACCAGCAGAUAUCGGCACUCGCUCAGGAAACCGCCAGCAUCGGCAGCCGGUCUUCUUUCUCUCACGUGUCAUCCUUAGGUUCGCCCCAGUCCUCGCUUUCCUCGUCGCCAGCCACCGCUUCGUCCGGCACUCCCUCGCAUGUGCGUAGACUCCUCCGGAGUCUGCUGCACCUGAGCUUAGACAGUCAUGCGGGAAGCCGCCUGGCCCCGGACUUUGGAGCUGCGUCGUUUGACGAGCUCACCUUCAAGCGUGGCGAUGAUGAUUGACGUAUUUUGCUCGCGUUUUACUCUAAUUUGUCUUACUUGUGCCGAUUUUGUGCACCACACUUUCGGAUGUUGGCCAAUGCCUUUGGUCAGCCUCGUUACGUCAGCUGUUGCUUAAAUCGCACUGCAGUGCAUCUACUGCUCAUUUUGACCAGCGAUUGAUACCUGUCUCAUUAAAUUUUUGAAAUUAGGGGCAGAUUUAAGUCGCUGGAGGUUUAGAGAUUUUCAGGCUGAGUGAUAUUUCAGCCGAGGUGUUUAGAUUGCAAUGAAAACGUUAAUACAAAUGUGUCUCUGUGGAGCAUUUUGUGGAAGUUCUGAAUUCAUUAGUGGUGUAGUGUUCUCAGCAGCUGUUUUGCCGUUUCGUAAAGUUCGCUUAUUGCUCAUUUCAGUACUUUCGAAAAUCAAAAGGAUAACGCCGCCUUGUUGAACUUUUCGUUGUACUAUAAUCGCUUUGUGAUAAGCACGGCUAUACAUCUUUAUGGAUUCUACUGGUGUUGUUGCUGCAGUAUUCUAUUCUUCAAUCCCAACAACUGGCUACAUGACGUAGGUCACAGUGCAGUAUGCCUACUGCACGUUAGAAAAGCGUUCCCUAAAGCCUUACCUUACAAUGUUCGUUCAAGGUUGACCAAAGCUUUAGUUUUUUUUACAAUAGCAAUGUGUUGUUAUGCAAGUUAUGUGACUAAGUCAAUGUUUCGAAAUAUACCAGUAUAUCCCGUG